AUACAGUGAGCGCUCGGUGUUCAUUCUUAUGCACAGCCCCUCUUCCUGUGCUUUGCUGUGGGUUGAUUCAGUUUGAUGGACACACACGGAGAUGCUCUGCUCUCAACUUCUAAACAGAAUCCUGUGUGCUGUCAUGGACAGUGUGGAGAUGGAAUCUGUCCAGAUUAAAGAGGAGUUCCCUGAACUUGAACCUCUCCCCUUUACAGUGGAGUUCUUUGGGUUGGCUUCCCUCCUCAUCAAACAGGAGCUCUGUGAGAUGCAGUGUGACAGCAGCCAGCCAGAGGUCUCUGAGAUUAAAGCUGAGCACAAUGAAUUGGAGAUCCCGCAGACAGAAGAACACCUUCCUGUGAAACAAGAAGAGGUGCUGGAAAUUAACCAUAUUAAACAGGAGUCCCCUGAAGUAGAGUUUGAGCACAUGGAACCAGGGAAGGAAGAAUCCGAGGACUUCAAACCAAACAUCCCUGAGCUGGAGCCUGUACGCCUGCGGGAGUGUAGCGUGGUGCUGGAGAGAGUCUGUGUGAGAGAGCAAGGUGCUGGAGAGGAAGGCUGUCUCAACAGCAUGCAAGGAGGUGGAAAGGAAGACGGGCAGUCACAUUCAGAAUGCAGUCUAGCAGGUUCCAGUCCAGCAGCUAAAGUGAGGGCAGGCGGUGGAGAAUAUCCUGACUGUGGGAAAGGUAUCACGCUGUUAGGGCAUUUAAAUAAAACCCAGCGGACUUACACAGGAAAGAAACCGUAUCACUGCUAUGACUUUGGGAAGAGUUUCACUGUGAAACAAAGCCUUCAAUACCACCAGUGGACUCACACAGGAGAGAAGCCAUAUUGCUGCUCUGACUGUGGGAAGAGUUUCAGACGGGCAGACAGGCUUGUUUCACACCAGCGAACUCACACAGGAGAAAAACCGUAUCACUGCUUUGACUGUGGGAAGAGUUUCAGUGUGAAACGAGGCCUUCAAAAACACCAGUGGACUCACACAGGAGAGAAACCGUAUCGCUGCUCUGACUGUGGGAAGAGUUUCACUGUGAAACAAAGCCUUCAAUACCACCAGCGAACUCACACAGGAGAGAAACCGUAUCACUGCUAUGACUGUGGGAAGAGUUUCACUGUGAAACAAAGCCUUCAAAACCACCAGCGAACUCACACAGGAGAGAAACCGUAUCACUGCUCUGACUGUGGGAAGAGUUUCACUGUGAAACAAAGCCUUCAAUACCACCAGCGAACUCACACAGGAGAGAAACCGUAUUCCUGCUCUGACUGUGGGAAGAGUUUCAGUCGGGCAGACAGCUUUGUUUCACACCAGCGAACUCACACAGGAGAGAAACCGUAUCGCUGCUCUGACUGUGGGAAGAGUUUCAGUCGGGCAGACAGCUUUGUUUCACACCAGCGAACUCACACAGGAGAGAAACCGUAUCACUGCUGUGACUGUGGGAAGAGUUUCAGUGUGAAACAAGUCCUUCAAAAACACCAGCGAAUUCACAGAAGAGAGGAACUUUAAAAACCAUGUUCAAUGGGACUUUUCACUCAUGAGGGGAAAAUAAUAUUAACCUUGCAUUACGAGUCCCUGUGUAAUAACUGUUUUGUAUAUCACUCUUGAGCAUGCAUUUAAAACUCUCUUGCACUCUGUGUCAGAUAGUGGGUGAUGAUGCGGACACGUCACAAGAGGCUUCUCUGCUGUCAGUUUAACUCAGGCUGUCAAUGCAGUCAGUGCCUGGGAGCGGGAAUAUGCAGAAAGGAAACUAUUCCACACCUCAUCUGAUGGACGAGUCGGGAGAAAUCAAUAACUCAGUGUGGAAAUGAGUUUCAGGAUUUAACAUUUUGAACUUACUCUAUUUAUUUUCAAGUUAAUUAUCAUGCUUUUUAUUUUUUUUAAUGAUCUAAUGUACAAUAAAUGAUAAAUUGUU
Molecule: messenger RNA, 1898 nt
Organism: Acipenser ruthenus (sterlet)
Lineage: Eukaryota; Metazoa; Chordata; Actinopteri; Acipenseriformes; Acipenseridae
Product: zinc finger and SCAN domain-containing protein 2-like
Exons: 3
Coding region: 92-1492 (466 amino acids)
Biological process (GO): negative regulation of transcription by RNA polymerase II; regulation of cytokine production; regulation of immune system process
Source: RefSeq, a predicted model, not a curated record